This is a messenger RNA of Antechinus flavipes (yellow-footed antechinus), 8742 nucleotides long. RefSeq lists its product as uncharacterized. The transcript has 42 exons. NCBI's taxonomy places the organism in Eukaryota, Metazoa, Chordata, Mammalia, Dasyuromorphia, Dasyuridae. The coding region runs from base 1 to 5994 and encodes 1997 amino acids. The record is from RefSeq and is a predicted model, not a curated record. Gene Ontology annotation, molecular function: DNA-binding transcription repressor activity, RNA polymerase II-specific. Gene Ontology annotation, biological process: negative regulation of transcription by RNA polymerase II.
AUGAAGGCUGCCCUCCCCGAUUUCCGCAUCCUCCUCACGUCAUCCUCCACCCCCGCGUACUGCGGCCCUGGUCUGCGUCAAUUAAAGUCACUGGCUGCCCUGGGCUCACUGACGUCACCGCGCCGCCCCCGCUCCCUCCUAGCUCUGUGCUGCGGCUUGUGUCCCUACGCAGCUGUCUGGCAGACUGGGAGCGGCUGGCCCCCUCCAUCGGGCACGGCCGAGUCAGGCCCCAUUCCCUUUCCCAAACUGUCCCUCCUCCCUCACCAGUUACUCCCCGCAUGCCUGGAAUCUCUGUACCAGAGACUGGUUCUGAGCAGGGCUUGUCGGGUGUUUCAGGAAACGCUGACUCUGGAGGAUGUGACUGUGGACUUCACCAGGGAGGAGUGGGGACACCUGUGUCCUGCCGAGAGGGACCUGUACAAGGACGUGAAGAUGGAUGCCUAUAGGACUCUGGUCUCCCUGGAGAUCGAAUCGUCCAACUCAGAUCACAGCUUCCAGCUGGAAGCAAGAGAAGCUCCCAGAAUACUGCGGAACAGAGAUUCCAGAGAUAAAAAAUCAGGCCCAGAGCUUGAACUUCUCCAACUGUCCACCUUCGGGGGGACCAUUACUGUGGAAACAAGAGACUCACCCUACAUGUGGGAGAACAGAGAUUCCAGUGACAGUGACUCUGGCCCUGAGUUUCAGGUGUCUGCACCAGGGCUGAUGUUCCAAUGGGAAAAUACAAAAUCAACAUGGAUGUGGAAAACAAACUAUUCCAGUGAUACUGAAUCUGGUCCAGAACUUCAAGUGUCUACAGAAGAUGUGAACUUACCAUCCGAAAGAGAAGACUCACCUUGGAUAUGGAAGAACGAAGAUUCCAGCGAAGAUUCCAGGGAUAGUCAGUCAGCUCCAGAGCUUGAAGUGGCCGCACCAAAUGAGACCUUCCAAUUGGAAAUACAAAGAGGAAACUCACCAUGGGUAUCGGAAAGCAGAGAUUCCAAUGAUAAUCAGUCAGCUCCAACUUUUCAAGUGUCUACUCCAGAAGUGACCUUUGAGUUCGAAAGUGUAGACGCACCAUGGGUGUUGGAGAAGAAAGAUUCCAAUGAUCAUCAGGCAUAUCCAGAGUUUCAAGAUUACGCACCAGAAGUAACCUUUGAGUUCGAUAGAGGAGACUCCCCAUGGAUGUUUGAGAGACUCGAUUCCACUGACAGUGACUCAUCUGUAGAGAUUAUAGAGUCCACCCCAGCUGUGGCUUACCCAUUGCAAAAUAAUGGAAACGCGACAUGGGUGGCGGAUAAACAAGAUUCCAGUGACAGUGACUCAGAGAUUCUAGAGCCCACACCAAAUAGGGCUUUCCCAGUGAACACUGGAGGAGCACCGUGGAUAGCGGGUCAACAAGAUUCCACUGAUAGCGAAUCAAGUUCAGACAGUCUAAUGUCCACACCAGAUAGGACUUUCCCAGUGAACACUGGAGGAGCACCAUGGACACCGGAUAAACAAGAUUCCAGUGAUAGUGACUCAAGUUCAGGACUUGAAGCGCCCAAACUAAAUGUGACCGUCACCUUGGAUGGAGAAGAAUCGCCAUGGAUGUCAGAGAGCAAGGAGUCCAGCGACAGUGACUCGGGUCCAGAGUUUCAAGUGGCCGCACCAGAGCUGAUGCUCCAGUGGGAAGAUACAAAUUCAACAUGGAUGUGGAACGCAAACUAUUCCAGUGACACUGAAUCUGGUCCAGAGCUUCAGGUGUCCACAGCAGAUAUGCCCUUGCAGUUGGAAAGAGACCCGCCAUGGAUAUGGGAGAGAAAAACUGCUUCUAAUAGGAUUUCAUCUUCAGACACUCAAGUUCCCACACCAGAUGCGACUUUCCCGUUGGAAAAUGCAGAAUCACCCUGGAUGUCGGAUAGAAAUGAUUCCAGUGAUAGUGACUUAGGUCCAGCACUUCCAACAAACAGACGAGAUGUGACCUUCCUGUCAGACAAUAGAGACGCCCCAUGGCUCUUGGAGACCAAAGAGUGGAGUGAUAGUGAUUCGGAUCCAGGACUUCCAACAAACAGACGAGAUGUGUCCUUCGAGACGAACAGAGACGCUUCAUGGCUCUUGGAGCCCAAAGAGUGGAGUGAUAGCGAUUCAGAUCCAGGACUUCCAACAAACAGACGAGAUAUGACCUUCGAAGUGGAAAACAGAGACUCAGCAUCGCCUUUGGAGAGCAAACAGGGCAGUGAUAGUGAUUCAGGCCCAGAGCCUCAAGUCUACAGCCCAGAGCUGACCUCCGUGUUUGAAAGCGGAUACUCACAAUGGAUGCUGGAGAGAAAAGACGUUAGUGCUGACCAGUCAGCUCCAGAGCCUCAAGUGUUGACUCCAGAAGGGACCAUCCAGUUGGACAGCUCAGCUUCUCCCUGGAUGUCGGAUAGAAAUGACUCCAGUGAUAGUGAUUCAGGACUUGAAAUUUCCAAACCGAAUGCGACCUUUCCAUUGGAAAGAAAAGAAUUACCUUGGAUGAUGGAGAACAAAGAUUCCAGUGAUAGUGACUCAGCUCCAGGACUGGGAACCUCCAAACCAGAUCGGACCUUCCCUUUGCAAAAACAAAGGACCCCAUGGAUGUUUGAGAAUAAACAUUUCAGUGACAGCGCCUCAUCUCCAGACGCGGGGUAUGACGCUUCCAAACCAGAUCAGACCUUCCCUUUGGAACAAAGACAAUCACCAUUUAUGUGGGAGAACAAAAAUCCCAGCGACGCUGAAUCAGAACCUGACAUUGAAGUAAUUACAACAGAUGAGCCCAUAGAGCUCGAAAGACAAGACACACCAUGGAUGAUGGACGGAAGAGAUUCCAAUGAUGACAUGUCAGCUCCGGACAUUGAAGUAAUUACAACAGAUGAGCCCAUAGAGCUCGAAAGACAAGACACACCAUGGAUGAUGGAUGGAAGGGAUUCCAAUGAUGACAUGUCAGCUCCGGACAUUGAAGUAAUUACAACAGAUGAGCCCAUAGAGCUCGAAAGACAAGACACACCAUGGAUGAUGGAUGGAAGGGAUUCCAAUGAUGACAUGUCAGCUCCGGACCUUCAAGUAGCUACCGCAGAUGAGCCCCUAGAGCUCGAAAGACAAGACACACCAUGGAUGAUGGAUGGAAGGGAUUCCAAUGAUGACAUGUCAGCUCCGGACCUUCAAGUAGCUACCGCAGAUGAGCCCCUAGAGCUCGAAAGACAAGACACACCAUGGAUGAUGGACGGAAGGGAUUCCAAUGAUGACAUGUCAGCUCCGGACCUUCAAGUAGCUACCACAGAUGAGCCCAUAGAGCUCGAAAGACAAGACACACCAUGGAUGAUGGACGGAAGGGAUUCCAAUGAUGACAUGUCAGCUCCGGACCUUCAAGUAGCUACCGCAGAUGAGCCCCUAGAGCUCGAAAGACAAGACACACCAUGGAUGAUGGACGGAAGAGAUUCCAGUGAUAACAUGUCAGCUCCGGAGCUUCAGAUGGCCGCUCCUGAUGAGAACUUGCCCAUGGAAAGAAAGGACUCGUCAUGCAUGUGGGAGAACAAAGAAUCCAAUGAGAUUGGCUCAGGCCCUGAGCUUCCAGGGUCCACACGAGAUGCGUCCUUCCAGGUGGGAAGAUCAUCCCCCUGGGUGUCAGAGAGCAAGGAUUCCAGCGACAGUGAGUCAGGUCCUGAAUUUCAAGUGUCCACACCAGACUUGAACUCCCAAUGGGAAAAAGCAAAAUCAGCAUGGACAUGGAGGACAAACUAUUCCAGUGAUACCGAAUCAGGUCCAGAGCUUCAGGUGUCCACAGUAGAUGUGCCCUUGCAGUUGGAAAACAGAGCUUUGCAAUGGGUACUGGACAGAAAGACCUCCAAUUAUGAGGAAUCAGCUUUAGGGCUUGAUGUAUCUAAACCAGACAUGACCUUUGACUUGGAAAGAGAAUCACCCUGGAUGUCGGGGAGAAAAGAUUCCAAUGACAACGACUCAGAUGCAGAGAUUCAAGUGUGCACACCAGAGGAGACCUUCCAAGAGGAAAGAGAAGACUCCACCUGGAUGGAGAGUGAUACCAAUUACAAUCAGUCAGGUCCAGAAUUUCAAGUGUCCACACCAGAUUUGACCUUCCAAGUGGAUGGUGAAGUAACACCAUGGAUGUCCGACAGGAAUGAUCCCAAUGAUCAUCACUCAACUCCAAUAGAUCUUCCAGUGACCGCAGAAGAUGUGCCCUUCCAGGAGGAGAGAGCAACGGAGUCAUCAUGGAUGCUGCAGAGAAAUGACUCCGUUGAUCAGGAGGCAGAUCCAGGAUUCCUUAGUCAGAUGGCCAGGACCUCCCACCAAAGUCAUGAGAGAAUUCAUACAGAAGAGAAGCUCUUUGAAUGUAAUGAAUGUGGGGAAGCCUUUAGGUGGAAGAGCUAUCUUACUGUCCAUAUGAGAAUUCAUACUGGAGAGCAACCCUUCGAAUGCAAUCAGUGUGAGGAGACCUUCAAUCAAAGUUCUAACCUAGAUGUACAUCAGACAACUCAUACCGGAGAGAAACCCUUUGAAUGUCACGAGUGUGGGGAAUUCUUUAGUGAUAAUGAGCAGCUUAUUGAACACCAGAAAAUCCAUGCCGGAGAGAAACCCCCAGAACCUAAAGAGAGCGAGCAAACCAUCAGUCAAAUUUCUGAACCAAUUGAACAUGAGGAAAGUCAUGCUGCUGGAGAGAAACCCUCUGAAAGUCAAGAAAGUGAAAAAGACCCGAGUCCGAAAGUACAGCGUAAAACAAAAAGAAGCACUCGUCGUAAGAGAUCCUAUGAAUGUGGCCAGUGUGGAAGAGCAUUUAGCCGAAGUUCUAACCUUACUUCACACAUGAAAGUUCAUAAUGGAGUGAGAACCUUUGAAUGCCAUGAAUGCCGACGAUCCUUCCUCAGUACCGCGCUACUUGCUGAACACAAGAAAACUCAUGCUGGACUGAAACCUUUUGAAUGCAAACAGUGCGGAAGAACAUUCAGCAGAAGUUCUCAUCUUACUGUCCAUCAGAGAGUUCAUACUGGGGAGAAACCCUUUAAAUGUAAUCAUUGUGAGAAGUCUUUCAGCCAGAAAGGGCAACUGAGUACACAUAAUAAAAUUCACACCGGAGAAAAACCAUUUGAAUGUAAUCAGUGUGGGAAAACUUUUAGCCGAAGUUCUAACCUUAGUGUCCAUCAGAGAACCCAUUCAGGACAGAAGCCCUUUGAGUGUGUUCAGUGUCACAAGUUCUUUAGCCACAACAGGUCCCUUACCGAGCACCAGAAAAUUCACACCGGAGAGAAGCCCUUUGAAUGUGAUGAAUGCGGGAAAACCUUUUGUCGCAACGGACAGCUUACUCUGCAUAAGAAAGUCCAUUCUGGAGAAAAACCCUAUGUGUGUCUUGAAUGUGGAAAAUCCUUCACCCACAGCUGGAUUCUUAAUGGACAUAAGAAUACACAUGCUAGAGAUAAGCCCUAUAAAUGUCUUGAAUGUGGGAAGACCUUUAGCUGGAAUGGAUCCCUUACUAAACAUAAGAAAGUGCACAUCAUGGAGAAACUCUUCGAAUGCAAAGACUGCGGAAAAUCCUUCAGUCGCAGUUCCCAGCUUGACACACAUAAGGUAACUCACGCUGGAGAUAAACCCUUUGAAUGCGAAGACUGCGGAAAAGCCUUUAGCUGCUGUUUUUACCUGACUCUACAUCAGAAAAUUCAUAGCGGAAACAGGCCCUUUGUGUGUAAUGAGUGUGGGAAGUCCUUCAGCUGUAACCAGUCCCUUUCUCUCCAUAACCGAGUUCACACUGGAGAGAAGCCUUUCAAGUGCAAUGAAUGUGGAGAGGCUUUUACCUGGAAAGGACAGUAUACUGAACAUGAGAGGAUGCAUCUCGAAGCGAUGAAACCUUUUGAAUGCAAUCUGUGUGGAAAAGCCUUCAGGCAACGAUCCCACCUUGCUGCACAUCAGCUAAUUCACACUGGAGAGAGAGCCUAUGAAUGUCGAAAAUGCGGGAAAACUUUCCGGAGGAGUUCUCAACUUACUCAACACCAGAAAACCCACAUUGGAUAGAAAGAAAACUUGUCAACAAUACACCUAAAGACAAAUUUUUACCGAACAUAGACAGCUUUCUGAACAUGAGACUGUAAAAAAGAAAUCUUUAAAUGUAUAUAUAUGUAAUGGAAAAAACCUCCAAUUUAAUUCUUCAUGAGGUACUCAAAACUACUGAAUCCUUUUAAAUAUACUUACUGUGACAGAUUCUUAUCUUAGAGUGAAUAUCAGUGAGCCUAAGAGAGCUCACACCGAACAGGACAAUAUCAUAAAAGUGACAUUUCCUUUCCCGGAUUAGACGUCUUACUGUAUAUAAAGACACUUAAUUGAUACUUAGACAGAGAAAUUCUUUGAAGGCAAUGAGUGAGAGAAAGUCUUAAGUUAUAGUUCUUGUGAGAGAUUCUUUCGAAUAAUGCAUUAUUAUACAAUCUUUUAUCUGCCUUAAACAACUUACUCUAACAAUUCAUGCUGGAUCAAAGAAACUUUAAUUUUCACAAAUGUGUAAAUCUUUUACCCAGUCAUAGCACUUUGAACUUUGAAAGUAUUCAGUUGCUAUCUAGUCACCCCAGAGGUGCUAGUCCCCCUGAACACUCUCCUACCCCUGGAAAACAUCCACAAUCUGUACAGUACCCCAAUUUCACGACACCACGCUUGCCCAAGCUCCGGGCAGCAGAUGACGCUCUCACACUCUCCCAGUCACCAAUGGAGUGAAACAAGGCUGGGUGCUCGCCACCGUGCUUCUCAGCAUGGGGUUUUCAGCCAUGUUGUCAAAUGCCUUCAAGGAGGACAAACAUGGAAUCAAAGUCAGCUUCCGCACUGACUGCAAAUUCUUCAGUUUGAAAAGGCUGCGAGCCAAAACGAAAGUACAGAUCAAUGCUUUGCUGCUUGGGCUAACGCCGGCCUGACAAUGGACCCCCAACAACACACGGGCCUCCCCCGCCGACCGGCAUUGAAACCAGCAGUGCCGGCUGGCGGGGAGCCGUGGAUGCUGGGUGAUCCCUUUCCCUUGGCCCUCUGCUCUCCAGGAACGUCCACAUUGAUAGGCGGUCAGCUCACGUGAUACCGGAGUGUUUGGGAGGCUCCGAAGGAGAGUGAAGGGAUAAGACUGACCCUCAUGCUGAAAGCCUCCGGGGUCCGUGGGCUGACCUCCCUAUCGUACACCUGGGAACCCCGGGCAGCAGAAUCCUGCCAUGUGGCUGUCUUAGAAAGACCCUGAUGAUCUGGCAGACUCAGACACUGGAUCCUGAGGGUCUGUCUAAGACAGAACUUCCCAGCAUUCCCAGUCUCCUGCAGAGAGCACAAGUCCAUUGGGCCGCCCAUUGUUCGAAUGCCAAAUGUACACUUACCAAAAAGACUCUUUUAUGGAGAACUCACGCAGGACGAACGCUCCCCAGGUGGUCAGAAAGAGUGAUCCGAGGACCCGCUCAAGGUCUCUCUGAAGAACCCGAGAGCGGAUAGACCUGGGAGUCACUGCGCAGGACUGACCAGCACAAUGAGCCCUCCUCGGAGAAGGGGCUGGGCUCCACUAGCAAAGAGGGAUUGAUUUAGCUCGGGAGGAACCGGAGAUGUGCCAGGUCAGAGAACCACCUUCAGCGUUCGUAGGGACUGUCCAUGUUCGGCCCAUGGCAGAGCGUCCCGAGCUUCUGUCAGCCCGACCAGACACCCCGUAACCCAACUCCAAUGAAGUCUCGUCAUUUUGGUCCUUUUUGAGAGCAAAGGACAAUCACCAACUCCAGUCCAGCCCUCAUAGUAGAGAGAACUUCCACUGUGACUUAGUCGCCAUGGUAAUUACAUGUUCUCUGACUUGAAGACUUCCACAGAAGAAGAAGAAUCUGCCAUCUCUUUACGUGUUUCGUUCUACUUUUAGGUAGUCUAAUUGUGAAAAAGUGCUCCCCCCCCCCUUAUGCUUAAAUUUGCCUUUGUGCUGUUUGCUUCCCUCGCCGCUCCCCUCACCUUUCCCUUUAUCCUGCAGUCCGACAGAACGGAUUCCGUCCCCUUCCCCCGGAGCAGCCCGACUGGGCUAUGAGAUCGUCGCCGGCCCCUUCCCUUCUAUUCCCCCCACCGCCGUGCGCAGACGUGUUCAGUACCCUCUCCUGACGAGGACCCCGGGGCCCUCCCACUCCCCUUCCCUUUCUUUGGAUUCUCUGGUUGGUCAGUGUCUUUAAACCAUGUUGCCAAGGACUGAGUACAGUAUACCAAAAGAGGUCUUAACGAUGUCUGAGUCCAGUGGGAUCCCUUUCUCACUGUGUAAGUUGUGUUCAUCAUACUACAGCUCAAGAUUGUAUUAGUUUUUGUUUUCAGCUGCUAUAUCAUACUGUUCCCUCUCAUAGAACGUGUGGUUCACUCAGAACCGCAGUUUUUCUUCAGAACAACUUGCUUCACUCUCAUCGAGUGGGGCCGGCUAGGAGCUUUCUGCCCGGGUGUGUGGAAACCAGUUUUGAGAAGGUACAGGAAGAAGGAACUGGAAGCCCCUGUAGCCCCUUGUUCUGACUCCCCCAGCCUCUGGCUUUUUUUGUGAAACCGCUUGGCCUCUCUGUGGCUGCCCCCCUCCCCACAAGCCUUCUUGGACUUCUGAGUAGAUUUUCUGUCGUUUCGCAAAACCGCUUAGGAGAGUUUCCUGAGGUUCCAACGCCUUCCUUGUGACUUCUUCCCCUUGAAGUGUAUUGAAACCCUAACCCCUUAUUCCCCGUGGGUAUCUCUGUACCCCUGUGCUGUUUGGUGAUUCUGUUUGCGAUUCUUCUGAUUCUAUUAAAGACUCUUGUUGUUGCA